Messenger RNA from Pestalotiopsis fici W106-1, 1188 nucleotides. RefSeq lists its product as uncharacterized. Gene Ontology annotation, molecular function: catalytic activity. The transcript has a single exon. Gene Ontology annotation, biological process: nucleoside metabolic process. Bases 1 to 1188 code for a protein of 395 amino acids. Lineage: Eukaryota; Fungi; Ascomycota; Sordariomycetes; Amphisphaeriales; Sporocadaceae. The record is from RefSeq and is a predicted model, not a curated record.
AUGGCUGGCGAAAAACAACCCGCCUGUCGCGAGGACUUUCGUGUCGGUAUCCUCUGCGCCUUGAGUCUUGAGUUCGAUGCCGUGUCCCUUCUCUUCGAUCGAUUCUGGGACGAAGACGGCGAUCCCUAUGGGAAGGCGCCGGGGGACCCCAACCAGUACACGACGGGUACCAUCGGGAAGCACGAUGUCGUGCUAGUACUACUCCCUGGUAUGGGUAAGGCAUCGGCGGCUGGAGCGGCGGCCAGCUUUCGCUCGAGCUACAGCAGGCUGGAGCUUGUGUUCCUCGUGGGCAUAUGCGGGGGCGUUCCAGGUGCUGGGACGAGCGAGGUUAUUUUAGGAGACGUCGUAAUCAGCAAACGCAUCGUCCAGUACGACUUUGGCCGGCAAUACCCAACCGAGUUCAAAACCAAAGACACGAUCGAAGAUGGUUCCCGUAAGCCGGGUCGCGCAAUCCAUAAUCUAGUCGCUGUCUUUGAGACGGAGCUCGGGCGCGGGCGUUUGCGAGGAAAAGCCUCCGGGCAUCUAAAGGAUAUACAGGCCGCCGCCGUCCGUGAUGGACGGCAGGCUGACUAUCUCUACCCGGGCUCUGCCGAAGACAAGCUCUUCGCGCCGACAUAUGUACACCGACAUUACAAGGAAUGCAAUCUGUGCGGCGAGGGCCCCUGCCCUGAAGCGAUUCAAAGCUGCUGCGCAGAGCUAGGUUGCAAAGAGGAUCAUCUGGUGGUGCGGGCGCGUUUGGACAAGAAGCGAGAUAUGGCACCCGAGCAGGCGCAGGCUCCAGCCAUCUUCGUCGGACGCAUUGGGUCGGGUGAUGCAGUCAUGAAGUCUGGCGCCCACCGCGAUGCGCUCGCUAAACAACAUCAGCUUAUUGCAUUUGAAAUGGAAGCUGCCGGCGCGUGGGAAGAGGUCCCGUGCAUCGUCAUCAAGGGUAUCUGUGACUACGCUGACAGCCACAAGAACAAGCGCUGGCAGGAUUUUGCUGCUAUCACGGCAGCAGCAGUUACGAAGGCCGUGCUGGGCCGGUACGACCCGUCAGAUAGUGGUAUACUUGCUGAGAAUGUUCUCAGUCAGGCUCUUUCAGCGCCGCAGAAUCACAACACCAUAUCGAACAAUAAUUUCGGGAACGGGACCCGAAUUCAUUUUGGAGAUGUGCACAGCGUUGGUUCUACAUGGAGCGGGUUUGCUUGA